Molecule: messenger RNA, 1593 nt
Organism: Penicillium mononematosum
Lineage: Eukaryota; Fungi; Ascomycota; Eurotiomycetes; Eurotiales; Aspergillaceae
Product: amidohydrolase
Exons: 1
Coding region: 1-1593 (530 amino acids)
Molecular function (GO): hydrolase activity, acting on carbon-nitrogen (but not peptide) bonds
Source: RefSeq, a predicted model, not a curated record
AUGACAUCCGUUUUCAAGAAUGGGCGCAUCUUCAUCCCUUCGCAAGCCUCGAAUAAUGAGGGGAAUUUUGCCGAGAGCAUGAUCAUCGAGAAUGACAAGAUCUCCCAUGUCGGCUCUCUCGACGGAAUAACUAUCCCGGAAAAUGCAAAUGUCAUUGACCUGGAAGAUCGGACUGUUAUUCCAGGCUUCAUCGACGCCCAUGUACACCUCCUGCAUUACGGGCAGUCAUUGCGCAAGGCCGAUCUCAUCGCAUGCACCUCACUCGAUCAAAUCCGUGCAGUCAUCAAAUCUUACGCCGAAGCCCAUCCUUCUCUGCCGCAUAUCCUAUGCAGAGGCUGGAUCCAAUCAUCUACCAAUGGAGUCGCACUAGCAAGUAUGCUGGAUGGUAUCGACUCACGUCCCAUCUUCAUUGAUUCCUUCGACCUCCACUCCAUGUGGUGCAGCGCAGCUGCUCUCGAUGAGAUGGGGGUUCAUACUGCCCCUGAUUUUCCCGGUGGAAGAAUCCACCGCGAUGAAAAUGGAAGAGCUUCAGGGCUGCUUGACGAAUCUGCCGUUGUGAACCUUGCAUGGCCGUAUCUAGAAAGUGUUACGUCCACGGAAGACAAACUGAGUGCCUUGGACACUGCAGUCGCUGCAUACACCGCUGCCGGGUAUACCGGAGUAGUAGAUAUGGCCAUGGACGAAGGAACCUGGGAGAUUCUGAAUCUCUACCGUCGCGAUCAUACCAUCCCAUUCCACAUCGGCGUUCACUGGCUCGUCCCCUUCUCAGCGGAUCAAAAUGCCAACUUCAAACACCUCGAUCGAGCAAUCCAGCUACACCGGGAGUACAACCAGCCCGAUUUCCAUGUCCUCGGAAUAAAGCUCAUCUGCGACGGUGUCGUCGACGGAUGCACUGCCGCUCUCCUCCAACCGUACACUGGUAAAUCCGAUCCCGUCGAGCCAAUCUGGCCAGAGGAUAUGCUCCAAGAAGUAGUCCAGCGUGCCGACUCAGCGGGAAUCCAAUGCGCAAUUCAUGCCAUAGGCGACAGAACUAUCCAUCAAGCAAUCAACGUGCUGUCGAGAGUCGGCACGCCAGGCCGGAGACACAGAAUCGAGCACCUGGAGCUGACGACCUCAGAAGACGCCAAGCGACUCGGUCAGCUAGGUAUUACCGCCUCGAUCCAGCCUGUGCACUCGGAUCCGAUGCUUUUCAAAGCCUGGCCUGGCCUUGUGGGCCCUGAGCGCUGUAAGCGCGCGUUCGCCUACAAGGAGUUUCAAGAUGGAGGUGCCCCUAUUGCUAUCGGCACUGAUGCUCCUACUGCGGCUCAUUUCCCUUUCCCUAAUCUUUACAAUGCUACUACGAGGCGCUCGGCGCUUCAGACUGAGAUGGAUCAUACUGUAAACGAGCAUUUCAAGUUGGGGUUGGUUGAGGCUGCUACGGCUGCUACGGCUGGUGCGGCUUAUGCGCGGUUUGCUGAUUCCUGGACUGGGAGUCUGCAGAAGGGAUUAUAUGCGGAUUUCUUGGUUGUUGAUACGCAGUGGACGCCGGAGACAUUGCUUCAGGCGCGUGUCUGCCAAACUUGGUAUCGGGGGAAGAAGGUUUUUGAUUCAUGA